UUGUGGACAUGAUUCACUCUUCCAGCUGUUGUCAGCCCUGAUUCAUAAGAUCAUGGUUGACCGACUUGUGAACAGCGAAGCCAAUGCAAGGCGCAUCGCAAUGGUGGAGAACUGCUUCGGCAGUUCUGGACAGUCCCUGGCAGUACCUGGGAGAGUCCUGGUUGGAGAGGGUGUUUUAACAAAAAUGUGUAGGAAGAAACCAAAGCCACGGCAAUUUUUUCUUUUCAAUGACAUUUUGGUGUAUGGAAACAUAGUAAUUAAUAAAAAAAAGUAUAACAAGCAACACAUCAUCCCAUUAGAAGAAGUAAAACUUGAAUCUUUAGCUGAUGAUGGGCCAUAUCGCAAUGGAUGGCUCAUUAAAACGGUAACAAAGUCGUUUGCUGUUUAUGCUGCCACUGCUACAGAGAAGCAAGAAUGGAUGGCUCACAUAACAAAAUGCAUCGAAGAUUUACUUAGGAAAAGUGGUAAAAAGCCUGUUGAGGUUCAUGCAGCAGUUUGGGUACCUGAUAACGAAGCUACAAUUUGCAUGCACUGUAACAAGACUCAAUUCACAGUUUUAAAUCGACGGCACCAUUGUAGACAAUGUGGAGCUGUUGUUUGUGGCCCAUGCAGCAACAAAAAAUUAGUAUUGCCAGGCCAAGGUGGUGGGAAAGCUGUAAGAGUGUGUUUACAGUGUUAUGAUGCUGCUAGCAAAGUAAAAGCAACACCACCGACUACUCUUGAUAAUCUGAACAAUAAAGAGCAACAGCGUAAUUCUGCCGACAGUUCAGGUGGUGAUAGUUCUGGGGACGAUGAUGAUGGUAAUAAAGAAGAAAACCAUGAUGAGCCUAAGUUCUAUUCCACCCUUGGUCGAUGAACAGUAACAAAACAUUAUAUUGCAAUAACGAAGGUAUAAAUAUUGUGCAAACGAAUAUUUUUAAAAAGCUAAUAUGAUUGAAGAAUUAGCAGUAAGUUGAUUGCGGUUGAAGAAUGAAAUUUUAUACCGUAAGUAGGCAAGUGAGCCAUACAGGUUGCAUUUGCAACAAUGUAUUAAAUUCUAAAGACAUGAAAUAAUAUCUCAGGCAUUUGGAAUUAAAAUAAAUAGAACGUUCGAUAUAUUGGAUCCAUA
This is a messenger RNA of Orussus abietinus, 1108 nucleotides long. It is a transcript of the gene rush, whose product is annotated as pleckstrin homology domain-containing family F member 2. The record is from RefSeq and is a predicted model, not a curated record. Gene Ontology annotation, molecular function: phosphatidylinositol binding; metal ion binding. The transcript is spliced from 8 exons. Bases 53 to 856 code for a protein of 267 amino acids. Gene Ontology annotation, cellular component: early endosome. Lineage: Eukaryota; Metazoa; Arthropoda; Insecta; Hymenoptera; Orussidae.